CUCAAGCACUCAAGCCAUUUCCAUGGCUUCAUCAUCGCCGUCGUCUCUCUCCCCUCCGGAGGUCCCCAUGGAGCUCCACGUCUCCAACCGUCAAAAGCUCCUCGAUUCUCUUCUCCGGCACCUCUCCGACUCCGCUCGUCCCCUCCACGGCUUCGUCUUGCUUCAGGGAGGCGAAGAGCAAACGCGCUAUUGCACUGAUCACAUCGAACUCUUCAGGCAAGAGAGCUACUUCGCUUAUCUUUUUGGUGUAAGAGAGCCUGGUUUGUACGGUGCUAUUGACAUUGCAACUGGGAAGUCGAUACUAUUUGCACCUAGGUUACCUGCAGAUUACGCUGUUUGGAUGGGAGAAAUAAAGCCACUGCCCUACUUUCAGGAAAGGUAUAUGGUUAGCAUGGUCUACUAUACUGAUGAAAUUGUUCAAGUCUUGGUUGACCAAUAUAAGGGAUUUGGAAAACCAUUGUUGUUCCUCUUACAUGGGCUUAACACUGAUAGCAAUAAUUUCUCAAAACCAGCUGAGUUUGAGGGAAUAGAAAAAUUUGAGACAGAUUUGACAACUCUGCAUCCUAUAUUGACUGAGUGCCGCGUUUUCAAGUCAGACUUGGAGCUUGCACUUAUCCAAUUUGCCAAUGAUAUAAGUUCUGAAGCUCAUGUUGAGGUCAUGAGAAAAACUAAAGCAGGUGUGAAAGAAUAUCAGUUGGAAAGCAUGUUUCUUCAUCACACCUACAUGUAUGGUGGCUGUAGGCACUGUUCAUACACAUGUAUUUGUGCUACAGGUGAAAAUAGUGCUGUUCUACAUUAUGGACAUGCUGCAGCUCCUAAUGAUAAGAUCUUAGAAGAUGGAGAUAUGGCCUUGCUUGACAUGGGAGCUGAAUACAGUUUCUAUGGAUCUGACAUUACUUGCUCAUUCCCUGUGAAUGGGAAGUUUACAAGUGAUCAAAGCCUUAUAUAUAAUGCUGUCCUUGAUGCUCACAAUGUUGUUAUAACUACAAUGAAACCUGGUGUAAGCUGGGUGGAUAUGCACAGAUUAGCUGAGAAAAUCAUUCUGGAGUCUCUGAUAAAGGGAAACAUCCUUGUUGGAAACAUUGAUGAUAUGAUGGUUGAGAGACUGGGUGCUAUGUUUAUGCCUCAUGGUCUGGGCCAUUUCUUGGGUAUUGAUACUCAUGACCCUGGAGGUUAUCCAAAGCAGGGAGUAGAAAGACCAAAAGAACCUGGUUUGAAGACUUUGCGUACUGCUAGACAACUCCAGGAGGGAAUGGUGAUAACAGUGGAGCCUGGAUGCUAUUUCAUCGAUGCAUUGUUGGUUCCGGCUAUGGAAAAUGCAAACACUUCAAAGUUCUUCAAUCGUGAAAUAGUUGACAGAUUUAAAAAUUUUGGUGGAGUUCGAAUAGAAAGUGAUGUGCUCGUCACGGCCAAUGGUAGCAAGAACAUGACCAAAGUUCCUCGGGAGACAUGGGAGAUCGAAGCUGUCAUGGCAGGAGGACCAUGGCCACCACUCAGCAAGGCCUCUAGUUACACCGAAAAUGGUGGGGAAGCCAAAAUUUAGCAAAUAAUGACUGUUAGUGAACCUGAAAUGUGGGGAGAUAUCUCUCUUAUCAGCUAUUCGACUUACGCCGUUGUGUAAAACAUGCCUGAUUAAUAGAAGUCUUGUAUGGACAGUUAAGAGAAUAAUUUUCAAUGUUUAUAUGUUACAAAAUUUGAACAAUUAUUAUUAUUAUUUUCA
Theobroma cacao (cacao) is the source of this 1720-nucleotide messenger RNA. RefSeq names its product Metallopeptidase M24 family protein. Lineage: Eukaryota; Viridiplantae; Streptophyta; Magnoliopsida; Malvales; Malvaceae. The record is from RefSeq and is a predicted model, not a curated record. Gene Ontology annotation, molecular function: metalloaminopeptidase activity; manganese ion binding.